AUGCACCUGAAAGCGUGGGUUAGCACACAGUGCUGGGAGCCUGGUGACGCCAUAACAUGCUUUGAUAAGGAGUAUGAACACAAGGGCGUGUGCUGCAAACGGUGUCAGCCAGGGGAAAAGCUGGUCUCCGAAUGCAAUGCCACGAAAGUCUCUGUCUGCAACCACUGUGAGAGCGGACACUAUCAGCAGGGCUGGACCAAGGAGAGGCACUGCACCCCCCACGAUAUCUGUGAGGACAACACUGGCCUCAUCGUGAAGACGCACGGAAAUGCAACGCACAACACGGUGUGCCAGUGCCGGGCUGGCAUGCACUGCUCCGACACCAGCUGCCAGACCUGCGUGGAGAACCAGCCCUGCCAGCAUGGCUUUGGCUUCGUGGCAGACAAGGCUGUCGCCCGGACAUCGUCCCCCUGCGAGCCCUGCGCAGAAGGCACCUUCUCCAAUGUCUCUUCUAAAACUGAGCCGUGCCGUCCCUGGACAAGCUGUGAGGAAAAGGGGCUGGUGCUGAAGGUGAAAGGGACGAGCACCUCGGAUGCGAUCUGUGAGUCGGGCAGGCGCUCCUCGCUGUCAGUGCUGAUCCCCAUCACGGCCGCAGUCGUCACCUGCCUCGUGGGCAUCUGCAUCUACUGCCUGGUCCACACAGAUGCCAGGCGACGGGCACGGAAGCAGCAGCAUGGGAUGGGAGAGGAGGUCCUGGCCGCAGGAGCCAGGGGAAGCCAACAGGCUCACGCCUGCGCCCUUCCUGGAGGUGGGGAGCGCCUGCACCCUGCGGUGCGGCUGCAUGGGCUGGUGAGGACAAAGCCAGUCCCACGCUCCCCACAAGCAACAUCGGGACCCCCCUCACCACAAGGCACCGGCACCCCGGGGGCCGGUUUACCGGGAUGA
Egretta garzetta (little egret) is the source of this 885-nucleotide messenger RNA. It is a transcript of the gene CD40, whose product is annotated as CD40 molecule. Gene Ontology annotation, cellular component: external side of plasma membrane; CD40 receptor complex; membrane. Gene Ontology annotation, biological process: positive regulation of blood vessel endothelial cell migration; positive regulation of tyrosine phosphorylation of STAT protein; positive regulation of endothelial cell apoptotic process. Gene Ontology annotation, molecular function: protein binding; transmembrane signaling receptor activity; antigen binding. The coding region runs from base 1 to 885 and encodes 294 amino acids. The transcript has 10 exons. Lineage: Eukaryota; Metazoa; Chordata; Aves; Pelecaniformes; Ardeidae. The record is from RefSeq and is a predicted model, not a curated record.